Messenger RNA from Cylicostephanus goldi, 237 nucleotides. The record is from the annotation of a GenBank genome assembly. NCBI's taxonomy places the organism in Eukaryota, Metazoa, Nematoda, Chromadorea, Rhabditida, Strongylidae.
AUGGUUGCUAUCGAGCUUUCAGAACAAAUGAUCGUCUUCGAUCGCACCUUGGAGUCAUGGUUGGAUUCCGCGCAGAAGGCUCAUCAGAAGGCGCAGAAAGCGGAUAAUUUUGCCUACGCGGCCUACUUCCUCAUCGGUUCAUUCUGUUCCGACGGAGACAUCCAUGUUGCACAUGCGGCCCGCUGUCCGCUUCCAGCCACUGCUACUGACGGUGUUAGGGUUUUCAUUCAUUAUUAG